GUGCCCGUGCUGUUAAGCGCGUACAGAAUUUAAUUGUUGAUCCAAUCCGUCCGUAAACAAACAAAAUAAAUAAUGGGUAAUCACAAGGUCCUGCGAUCGGCGGGCAACAAUCUGCGCUACUCGAUGUACGAGUUCAUUGAGGCGGUACACAAACGCUCGAUUAUUUGGGAGAGGAAGCACCCAAAUUUCCACAACCGGGAACUAAGGGAUCAGGCCUGGCAGCAAAUUGGACAGGAACUAUGCUCAAACUUUGCGGCCUCCAGUGAGCCGGAGAAGCAGGAAAUCGUGAAGACCCUGCUCAAACGGUGGAAAAAUACUAGGGACAGCUAUUUGCGGGUGAACCGGCUGCGCCAAAGCGGGGAGGAGGCGGCUAGGGCCUCCUACAUCUACGAAAAGGAGCUCAGCUUCCUUUUGGACGUGAAAGCAGAGACGGAGGACGAGGAGGAGCCGCUGAAGGAGGAUCCCAAGCCGCAGGCCAAACGAAAACGCUUGUGCGCCGUCCAGAGAACUGCAAAAACCCCUAAGCGAAGAAACUUCGGGCAGGAAACGACUCCAGAACCUGCCCUCGAUAGCCCAACAAUUCAGGACAGCCUGCAAUCGGUUCUGGGAGAUCUGACAUACACCAGGGAAGAUACAGCGCCACCGGAAAUUGUCUCCCUCCCACAGUGUGUCGAUCCACCCUGCAGUACAAAUACCGCCCCGGCAUCCGUAACUGCUGAUCCCGACCAGGCUUUCUUCGACACCAUUAAGCCCCAUAUGCAACGGAUGUGCCCCGACCGCAAGCUCGACUUUCAAAUCGAGGUUUUAAAAAUACUGCGGAAUUUCAAACCAAAUUGAGAAAUAAUAAUUAUGGUUGUCAAAUUUGGGUUUUGCAUUUAUAUUACGAGUGGCUGUAGGUAACAUCAUGUUAACACGGCCAAUAGGAGAAUAAACCAUCGUUAUCGUUCAUCGGUUUAAUAAACAAGGCGGGAAAAUCAAAAUAUAUUUUUUAACAUACACACAAAAUAAAAAUGAUUCGUUCAUUAAUUGCUGUGCCUUUAAUGCUAAGAGUUUAUUAGUUUCAUUUUGAACCUUUGUUGUGAUAAGUACUGAUAAGUCAGUGACUAUUUGAUUAUAUAGAAAAAUAAAAUAUUUAAUUUUAUAAUAUUUGCGCACAAUAAGUGUUCAGGGCGUUCCAAUUAAGUACGUAUGGCAAUAAUAAAAUGUUUAUUACCAUUGUAAAAUUCGAAUCAAUUUGUUUUUAUUUUUAAAAUUGAGUGCAUCUGCAGCACGCGGUUUUAGAUACGAGUACAUAUGUAUACUAGAAUAAGAAUCCCUUACCAAUUCUUUGUUCUGCUCCUCACCAUUUCUCAAGCUUAGAAUUAUCCCUUUUUUAGUCCGGAUCUUGUCCCAAUACAUAUUUAUCGCCUGCAGCGAAAUUUUAGUAUAAACAUAAACUGUCAAAAAGAUACAUAAGCCAUCGGAUGGCCUGUGGUCCAAAGCGGUUCGACCAGUUUCGGUUGAUGUUGAUAAAAAAGAGCUUAAACCUGUAUUCAUACAGCUUGUCCCUCUUAUGCCAAUCGAGUUUCCAUUAUGUAUACAGAUUUCUUCAUGGUUUUUGCUCAACACAAAGGUAAAUUUAUGGGUUGUACGCGUGUAUUUAUAAGUCGAUACUUCAGACGACACCCCUAAAAGCAGAAAAGAAAUCGCUGAAAACCGUUAAGGAAGCCGUAAGGGUAACUCAGAGAUUUGAAUUCGGUGUCGAUUUCAAGCGUUCCACUCUGUUGGAAGUUCCCGAGGAACCUCCUAUGGGGGGUAUGAAAUCGUUACCCCGAAAACCCGCCCCCAACUCCACACAACAAAUGUUAUUCGUAACGUCGUCUCGAUGAAUAUGUUUUUUCUCAAAGUCCCCCAUCCCGUUUCCCACUUAACUGCAUAUGGUUUUUGGUAGUGGUUGUUUCGGGUUUCGGAAAUUUUGGUCUCUGAUCGGGACCCUACCCUCCACUUCACCCAUUAGCAACGGCUCUGGCAGCUGUUGUUCGCUAUUAAAUUCUCCCUUAGAUCCUCGGAUCGGACUACCUGCAUCUGCUGAAUGGAAGAGCGGGCAAAUGCACUAAAAAAAAAAAUC
Messenger RNA from Drosophila ficusphila, 2107 nucleotides. RefSeq lists its product as uncharacterized. Bases 73 to 837 code for a protein of 254 amino acids. The transcript is spliced from 2 exons. Gene Ontology annotation, molecular function: DNA binding. Lineage: Eukaryota; Metazoa; Arthropoda; Insecta; Diptera; Drosophilidae. Gene Ontology annotation, cellular component: transcription regulator complex; nucleus. The record is from RefSeq and is a predicted model, not a curated record. Gene Ontology annotation, biological process: regulation of transcription by RNA polymerase II.